GUAGCACAUUGCUGGAUUAGCAUACUAUAUGUGCUGACUAGGCAGUAAAAGAUUAAGAACUCGCGAUAGAGUUUAUUAUUUGGUUCUGCAUUUUACUUCUUCUGUGGAGAGUUUUCUUUGUGUAGCAUAUCACCUACUUUUUGUAAGCUGGUUUGCUUUUCAUAAGGCACUUUUAUACUUUGUGCUUAUUCCUGUCGAUUUUUUGCUUUAACUUACAAAGAACAGGAUGAUCUUUGACAAGGUGAAAAAAUUCCUCAUCGUUCUUGACUCCCCUGAACUGGACACCCCUCCAGUCUAUAGCAGUGGGGAUAUUGUCUCUGGGAAGGUGCUUUUAGAGUUGGUGACUGAGACCAAGGUGGAAUCUGUGAAGUUACAUGCAGGGGGACAUGCUAAGGUGCAGUGGACUGAGUCUCGCAGCGCAGGCUCCAGCACAGCAUACACACAAAAUUACAGUGAUGAAGUGGAGUACAUCAAUUUAAGGGAGACCUUGCUACAGACAGACAAUGGUGCACUUACAGUUUUACCAGCUGGGAGACACGAAUUUCCUUUCACCUUCCAAUUGCCUGAGGCUCUGGUGACAUCUUUUGAAGGGAAGCAUGGAAGUGUCCGUUAUUGGGUCAAAGCAAAGUUGCAUCGCCCAUGGUCGACUGUGAAGAAAACAAAGAAGGAAUUUACUGUGAUAGAACCCAUAGAUAUCAACACUCCAGAUCUGUUGGCUCCACAGGCAGGGCCAAGGGAAAAAAUUGCCCAUGCUUGGUAUUGCAACCUGGGGCAAGUUAACGUCACUGUCAAAAUAGACAGGAAAGGAUAUACACCAGGUGAAGUGAUUCCCAUCUUUGCUGAAAUUGAUAACUGCACCACUCGGACAAUCAUACCUAAGGCAGCCAUUAUACAAUCUCAAACCUUUAUUGCACGUGGCACAGUGAAACAGAAAAAGACUGUUGUAGCAACGCUGGUUGGCGACUCAGUGCUAGCAGGGAAGCGGGAAUCAUGGCAUGGACGAGCUCUCAAAAUACCUCCACUUGGACCCUCCAUCUUGCAAUGCCGGAUUAUACGAGUGGAAUAUUCUUUGAAGGUUUGUGUAGAAAUUCCUGGCUCAUCAAAAUUAUUGCUGGAGCUACCAUUAGUCAUUGGUACUAUUCCACUACACCCAUUUGGGAGCAGAUCUUCUAGCAUUGGAAGCGAAUACAGUGUGAACUUUGAUUGGCUUCAUAUGACUGUUCCAGAACAACCAGAACCUCCUCCUGAAUACUCUGCAGUUGUAUCUGAUGAUGCAGUUGAGAUGAACAUGACUCCUCCACGUCAUGCCAGCAUGGGCUGUAUCCUGGAAGGACCAUUCUAUGCCUAUAUCCAGGAGUUCAGAAACAGACCUCCUCCAUUGUACUCAGAGGUUGAUCCAAAUCCUUCUACUCAAGACAUCAGACCACGUUGCAUGACCUGUUGAAGAAUAGAGAAUUAUUAAAACGAAUUAAUCUACAAUGUCUCAGAAGGAUCUUGCAAACUUGCAUAGACUCAACAUGCCCUGCCCCUUAGGAACUAGGGGGGUAAUCUGAAGAGCUAAGCUCAUAAAACAGAAGUGGGAGAUGUGAGCAGGACACCUGUCUAGAGAGUACUCGCAAGUCAACAUGGAACAGAUUUGCUUGCAACCCAGACAGAUUGCAGUCUGCCUCUCCUAAUCUGGCUAACUGCAAGUUACUCAGAGGCCGUCCACAGGAGAAAGGGACUGCUGAGAUAUCAGCUAUUCACACUUUCAUGGCCAGGCCCUGGUUGUAUAGAUGUGAUGUUUAGAUUUUAUGUAUCAUACUCUUGUCUUUUGUGAAACAAAACGGAUAUAUAGAGGUAUGAGCAAGAGAUAGGAAGAUUGUGGGUGAGGAAAAAUUGAUGUACAAAAACAAACCAUAAAGUGAAGGUUAUGGUAGUUAUUGUUUAACAAUGUCUGCAGAAUGAGGCUUAACUUAGUUCACAAAUAUGGGGGGGUGCAAACAAACACGAAUGAGGCAGAAUCUACUAAGGGCUGUGCCUUUUUAGAUGACAUGAAUUACCCAGUGUAGCGUAAAGAAUGUUAUAAAUUUCUUCUUGAAUACUGGAUUAAAACCUUAAUCAUACAUUUAGUUUUCUUGUAUAGAAGACCUCCUUUUUGAUACUGUGGAAUAUAGCCAUAUAUAAACCUCAAGCCUUAUAUUUACAUAACUUUUUUUGUUUUGUGUCAAGAAAACCUUAAUAGACUUUGCCUAGUAUGUCCUCUUGGCACUUUAAAGAUGGACAUACCACUGCACAAGACUGUAAAUAGGAAUGGAUAUGUUUUACAUUUCAAGCACACUGAUACUGUAUGACAUUGUUUCUUUCAGUAUUACUGGGAACGGAAGUUUUUUUGGUGCUAAUGUGCCUUUUGAAUUUAAUGAAUGAACAGGGAAAAAAAUCAGGGUAUUUUGUACUCUUAAAAAGGGUUACAAUUUCUUGUUCAGGCCUAAUAAUAUGGUCCACGUCUAACUGCCAUCUGCUACAAACUAUUGCACUUCAUUAUGGCAUUUUGGAGCUUACAUUUGUUAUGGUUUGAUAAAUAAAGAAGUCUUCUGUCCCUGUGUUUUUUCUAAUUGUGCUUUAAAAAACAUUUUUGUAGGUUGCUGGAUAUCUUUUUAUAGAUAAUUUUUGCAAUGUUACAAAAUAAGCAUUACAUAUGUGAUGCUUUUAAUAUUUCACUUGUUUAUGAUGUAGAGAAAUGUAUUCUCCUAAAUAAUGUCUGUUUAUUUUUGUUAAGUUCUAAUGAAUUUUUUUUGCUACAAAUAAAAAUCUAUGUUUCAUUAUA
Molecule: messenger RNA, 2806 nt
Organism: Bombina bombina (fire-bellied toad)
Lineage: Eukaryota; Metazoa; Chordata; Amphibia; Anura; Bombinatoridae
Gene: ARRDC2
Product: arrestin domain containing 2
Biological process (GO): protein transport
Cellular component (GO): plasma membrane; cytoplasm
Source: RefSeq, a predicted model, not a curated record